Molecule: messenger RNA, 1320 nt
Organism: Gambusia affinis (western mosquitofish)
Lineage: Eukaryota; Metazoa; Chordata; Actinopteri; Cyprinodontiformes; Poeciliidae
Gene: fbl
Product: fibrillarin
Exons: 9
Coding region: 161-1096 (311 amino acids)
Biological process (GO): rRNA methylation; box C/D sno(s)RNA 3'-end processing
Cellular component (GO): small-subunit processome; box C/D methylation guide snoRNP complex; nucleolus
Molecular function (GO): rRNA methyltransferase activity; RNA binding; histone H2AQ104 methyltransferase activity
Source: RefSeq, a predicted model, not a curated record
GAAGAAGAAGAAGAAGUAGAAGAAGAAGAAGAAGACUCUCUGCGCAUGUGCUGAACUUCCACACGUGUUCACUGUGUGUGGUGAGACGCAGAUUUGGAGUCGCUGUAGGAAAAACGCCGCACAAGUUUUCGGGUUAUUUCAUCGCUAAUCUUCAACCAACAUGAGACCAGGUUUCAGUCCCCGUGGAGAGAGAGGAGGACGAGGCGGAGGUCGUGGAGGGUUCAGAGGAGGCUUCGGUGACCGGGGGGGCCGAGGAGGAAGAGGUGGAGGCUUUAGGUCCCCAGACGGUGGAGGAUUUCGAGGCAGAGGUGGAGGGAGAGGCACCCCAAGAGGCAGAGGAGGAAGGGGUGGCGGCGGCAGAGGAGGCUUAGGAGGAGGGAAAAGAGUUCUGAUCGAGCCUCACCGACAUGAAGGAGUGUUUAUCUGCAGAGGGAAGGAGGACGCCCUGGUCACCAAGAACAUGGUGGUGGGAGAAUCUGUGUAUGGAGAGAAGAGAAUGAGUGUGGAGGAAGGAGAGACCAAGAUUGAGUACAGAGCCUGGAAUCCUUUCCGCUCAAAGCUGGCAGCGGCUAUUCUAGGAGGAAUUGACAAGAUCCAUAUCAAACCUGGAGCUAAGGUCAUGUACCUGGGGGCCGCCUCCGGGACCACCGUGUCCCACGUCUCAGACAUCGUUGGACCGGAGGGACUGGUCUAUGCAGUAGAGUUCUCCCAUCGAUCGGGUCGUGAUCUUCUCAAUGUGGCAAAGAAACGGACCAAUAUCAUUCCAAUCAUUGAAGACGCCAGGCAUCCACACAAAUACCGCAUGCUGGUUGGCAUGGUGGAUGUCAUUUUUGCCGAUGUGGCCCAACCUGACCAGACGAGGAUUGUUGCUUUGAAUGCUCACCACUUCCUGAAAAAUGGAGGACACUUUGUUAUCUCAAUUAAGGCCAACUGUAUAGACUCCACAGCAGCUCCAGAGGCAGUUUUUGCUUCUGAAGUGAAGAAGAUGAGUGCUGAGAACAUGAAGCCACAGGAACAGCUGACUCUGGAGCCCUAUGAGAGAGACCACGCUGUGGUGGUGGGCAUCUACAGACCUCCACCUAAACAGAAGAAAUGAGGUGUGGAAAAUGAACAGAAGGCUGCCAUCACCAUCAAGUUGAACCAAAUCUUUUUCAAGUUGCUCUCCUUCUCAAUCUCUGUCUACCUGACAGAGAUUGGUAGAGCUCUGAGCCACCUUUAGCUUUCUAACUCCAUUUAGUGGGAAUACCAUUCAGUUCUUCCACAGUUGUUGUUUUAUCAUUUGUAACACAUACAUUGUACAUAAAUUUGUGUAAAAUAUGA